Molecule: messenger RNA, 5796 nt
Organism: Triplophysa rosa
Lineage: Eukaryota; Metazoa; Chordata; Actinopteri; Cypriniformes; Nemacheilidae
Gene: mchr2b
Product: melanin-concentrating hormone receptor 1
Exons: 3
Coding region: 762-1802 (346 amino acids)
Biological process (GO): neuropeptide signaling pathway
Cellular component (GO): membrane; neuron projection
Molecular function (GO): G protein-coupled receptor activity; neuropeptide binding
Source: RefSeq, a predicted model, not a curated record
UUCCAUGUGUCUUCACUGAGCAAAGGUUUGAGUCUGGCCACUAAGCCAUAAAGCCCAGAUUGGUGGAGUGUUGCAGUGAUGUUUGUCCUUCUGUAAGUUUCUCCCAUCUCCAUAUAUGAUCAUGGAGCUCAACCAGAGUAAUCAUCAGCUUCUUGGUCACCGCUCUAACCAAGACCCUUCUCCAUCGAUGGCUCGGUUUGGACAGGAGGUCAGCUCAAGUAAGAGAUCUGGUGGUUCCAAACCUCUUUCAUUGAGGAUAAAUGGAGGCUACAUGCUUCUGUGAACCUUCAAUACAGCAGAUUUUUUUUCAGAAGUCUUCCCCAGAUCUGUGCCUUGAUACAAUCCUGUCUCAGAGCUCUACUGGCAGUUCUUUUGACCUCAUGUCUUGGUUUUUACUUUGAUAGGAAUUUUCAGCUGUUGCACCUAUUAUUGAGAGUGAAAGGAAGGGUGAGAGAAGGGUGGAGACACGCUGAAUCUGUUCAAACAGCUGCUGUAUUGGAGGAGACAGACGCACACCGUCCAGCUGCUGCUUUCGAUACUUGAGUUUUCAAACGGUAUUUCAAGACUAAAUUUACAGAAAAACUUGAUGAAAACGAGGCUGGCAUCGAAAGGAAAGCAUCGAAGGGAAAGCUUUACAGUUUCAUCGGAAAUGACAGCUGCGCGUAAAAACUUGCGUAAUUGAUCUCGAAUUUACGCGGCAACUUUUCCUGUAGUUUCUUUUCGUGUUUCUUUUUUGCGCAGAUCGAUUUUAAUCGUUCACCAUGAACUCCACGGGCAUUUUUUGCGACCCCGAACUUACCAAGUCGUCUAACUACUCGUGCGUAAACCGAACCAUCCCGUCCUACAGCGUGAUUGAUGUCGCGUCUUUCAUGCACAUCUUCCCCACCGUCUACGGCAUCCUGUGUUCAGUGGGAACGCUGGCCAACAGUUUGGUUAUCUAUGCUGUGGCCUCAUGCAAGAAGAAGAUGGUUUCUGACAUUUACGUGUUGAACCUGGCCAUCGCAGAUCUGCUCUUCUUGUUGGUGAUGCCCUUUAACAUCCAUCAGCUGGUCCUGGACAUGCAGUGGGUCUUUGGGCACUUCAUGUGCAAAGCUGUGGUUGUGGUGGACGUCAGUAGCCAGUUUACCACAGUUGGGAUAGUAACUGUGCUCUGCAUUGACAGGUACGUUGCCAUUGUACAUCCCACAUCUGAGAAGAGGACCAUUCACUGGACCAUCUUCAUCAUCAUUAUGGUGUGGGUGGGCAGUUUCCUUUUAAGCAUCCCUGUCAUGAUAUACGCUAAAGUGGUCUCCAAACAGCACAUGGACAUGUGUAUGAUUUACCUGGAUGGGCCUAGUGAUAUGUACUGGUACACACUUUACCAAUCCAUGUUGGGUUUCAUCGUUCCUCUCAUAAUCAUCAGCACUUUCUACACGCUCACGUUGUACCACGUGUUUCGCUCCAUCAAACGCGUCAAACGCAAGCAGUCGGUAUGGGCCAAACGCGCCACCAAGACAGUUCUAAUGGUAAUCGCUUUGUUCCUUAUCUGCUGGUCUCCCUACCACGUUAUCCAGGUCAUUAACCUCAGCAUCAAGCAGCCCACCACCACAUUCGUCUACGUGUACAACAUCAGCAUCUGUUUGAGUUACUCGCACAGCUGCAUCAACCCCCUCAUGCUGCUCGUCUUCGCCCAGAACUAUCGCGAUCGCCUCUGCCGUCGCAAAGAACUUCGUUCGCAGGUCACCACGUCCAAGACCACCAUGAAAACCGACGGCGUAUCGAGUGUCAGUCCGGACACCACUCAUCGGUGCACUGCCAUCUAACACCCACUCGACACUAUGAAAUGUGGAGGCCUGCCUUGCAAUGCGCGCUCCACGAGUGUCAAUCACACGCUAGACCGAUUCUCUAAGGGGAAAGUGUGAAACAAGACGCCGCUGUUCUUUCACGAGGAAUUGGAGUGAACAAACAGCGUGCGUGAAGCUGACAGAUCACUGGACUGGGAUUGGGGUUCGGGUCAUGCUUUGGAAAACUGCCUGUAAUGUCUUAUUGUAUUUAUGGGUACUGUUGAUAUGUUGUUUAAAAAAAAGUUUUCUGGUACUUCGUGUUUGUUGGUGUAUUUAGUAUGUAUUUUGUCAAAUGUUAAAAGACCAUAUGAGUGAAGCAUCAGACUUGUCUAUGCUGAUUUUCAUAUGAAAUGUCUUCGUAAUAUAAAAAAUAAGGGGUUUGUAAGAUGUGAAAAGAGUUUAUGAGUCUGAAAAAAAAUCUGACCUAAUCUUGUCCAUUCUUGUCCAUCUUAUCCAUUUGAUACUCGUAAUCGUUUUAGUAUCUUUUGGCAAAAAUACAGCAACAGCAUUCCACUUUGAAUUGGCAGGAACUUUCUUUAAUGUGUAGAUAUUGGUGUAUCUUUAAAGCAAUGCUUCUCAACCAGGGGUCCGGGGCCCAUUAGGGGGCUUUAUAAAACUUUUUAAAAUGACUUUAAAUUAUUUAAUAAUUAAAAUGCUGUAAGCUAUGAAAAAAAUCAAGAUAUACAACUAUGACGUGUACAUCUAUGCUCUCAUUUUGUAUUCUAAUGCCAAAUGUAUUCUACACAUUUUUAAUACAUUAGAAUUUUUAUACAUCUUAAGCUACUGUUCAGUUCUAUCUGCAUCACAAAAAAAGGUCCCUCAUGUACCGUAAGGGAGUCUUCUUCUAUGCAUCUUGGCAAACAACAAGUUGUUUCUCUUUUCAACAGCAUUUAUACCUCAUACUUGAGACUCCAAAAAGUUUUUAAAUAUUUACCUUGACCUCACAUAAAAUCUUUACUAUCGUGCAUACAUAGCUACUUGGCUUCAAUCUUUCUCUGUUACACUCAGUGGUGGACAGUAACGAAGUAAAUUUACCUGAGUACUGUACUUAAGUACACUAUUUGAGUAUCUGUACUUUACUUGAGUAUUAUUUUUUCUGAGUACUUGUACUUUAACUUCACUACAUUUGAAAGACAAAUAUCAUACUUUUUACUCUACUACAUUUAUAAAAAGGUCCAAAAGUAGAAAAUGGUUUCUAUGCAGCGGGGUUUCGUGUGUGCGCAAUUUAUCUGGCUUGCGAUCUGCCAGGACCUUUUACUGUUGCCAAGAAUUUCAGUUUUUCUAAGCUCGCGGUUUUCCGGCAAGCUUUGAAUGGCCAUUUGGCAGAUUUUUUAAGGCAAAUCUGGCAACUCUGGGAUCUUCCCCGCUAAACUAAUGUAAACGUAGGCGCUGCUACACCAUUGAUGGCUCUCUAAAAAGGCAAAUAGAACAAUAAAAGUCUAAAAGGCACAUGUUAAAGUGUGGUGUAAUCAUCUGUGGGUUACGAUCAGUCAAAGAUCGUAGAAACAUCGUCAUGAAAAUGAUCGGCAUAACGGCUAAACGGUAAAUAAGCUUCACAUACACCUUGAGCUACGCCUGCGUGUUAACUUCUGAUCUGCUGCUGUAUCAUUUAAAGCGAUUUGGAAAAUGAAUGAUGUUUUUACUGAAGUAACUAUAGUUGAAGUAUUCCUGUUGAAAUACAAACUAUAGAACCCUGCCCAAAAUACAACAUAAAAUGUAAUGGAUUUAAUGGUUAUAAUGGGAAUUGUUCUAUGGAUACUUGUUGUCUACUUGUAUGUGAUGGAUUCUAUUGAUGGGAUGGUAAAUCCUAUUGGAAUAAAACCCAAAACACACUACAAAGAGGAAUUUAAUUAAAAAUAUCAUUCUAAUUCAAAAAACGCAUUGUUUUUUUCAGCAGGGAUUGUAUUUGCAGUAAAACCACAGUAUCAACAUAUUUACCAUUUUCUAUAUAUAGGAACCGUACUCCAAUUAAUAAUCUUUAGUAAAACCACAGCAACUAAACAUAUAAUGAACAUAGUUCAUUAUACUAGCUAUAGUUUAUGUUUGUAGUUAAAUUAUGGUAAUACAAAUGGUAAUAAUCCAACAAACACAUGGCUUCUACACUUUACUAUUUACAAGAACCUUACUACUUACUGGUAAAUUGCUGCUAAAACUGGUAAAGGGAAUAUACAAAAUAAAAGAACACUGCUCAUAAAUACAUAUAGGCCUAGGGGGCUAAUGAGGAUAAUUAGGCUAAAUGAUCAUACAGGAUUAUAUCUAAACUAAACAUAUAUGUGCUAAACAUAUAAAGCUCUUAAAGGAGUUGCUCACUGCAAAAUUUGCCCCCAUUGACUUUCCAUAGUAGGAAUAAAAACUACUAUGGAAAGUCAAUGGGGGCAAAUGUUGAAGUGAACUACUCCUUUAAUACCACUGAUACUGUGAGCUACUCGGUGUAUUCAGUAGGUUGCUUCAGAGGCAUAAGGUAUACGACAAUAAAACAAUGCACAACUGACAUAAAGGAAAUUUACUUUUAAUACUUGAGUACGUUUAAAAGCACGUACUUCUGUACUUUUACUUAAGUAAGAAUCUGUCUUUACAACUUUUACUUGUAGUGGAGUAAUAUUUGACCAGUAGUAUCUGUACUUUCACUCAAGUAAGGAAGUUGUGUACUUCGUCCACCUCUACACUGUUCUGACUUUUUUAUUAUAUAGAUGUGCAAAGACGUCCAGUGUGAAAUUCCCCAAGUUUCUGUUUUGCUUCUCUAUCCAAGAAGCCCCUGCGGCGAUGCGAGAACAGAUGCGCUCUCUGUUAACGUGUGACACUUCAACCAUGUGUGACUAGUCACAUUUCAGUCUUGCCACCCUCAAUCAACACGUUAUAAAGCCUGACAAACAAACAACCAACUGGGUAUAAAAGUCAGUUUCUUCCCCAUUUUCAUGGAAAAUAUUUAUUUUUUAUCCUUUCUUGGUAGGGAAAGCAGACAUAAAUGAAUGAGCUGCUGAUUGUGUGAAAUUGUCUUUAGAAACGUUUCCCUAAGAUGAUGUGCAUGACAUUGCAAGUUCAUUUGUGAUUCAUGGAGAAGUACAAUAUAUGUACAGAAUGGUUUAUUAUUACUUUUUUAACACAUACCCCUGAUUCGGUGUGGAAUGUCCUAAAGGCUUUGUCACUUGUGUAUCUAUGUACAGUACAUCCAAAUAAAGUCCAAACAAUAAGCCACCUUUGAUUAUACAGUAUAAAUGUACUUCAAAAUUCAUUUCUGUCCUCUGUGAAAUGCAAUACAUCUAGCAAUUAAGAGUUAAAGGAACAGUUCACACAAAAUGAAAAUUUUGUCUUCAUUUACUCACCCUCGAGUUGUCUCAAAUUUGUAUAAAUGUCUUAGUUCUGAUGAACACAGAGAAAGAUAUUUGGAAGAAUAUUUGGAAGUCAUAAAUGGCCAAGAACUGUUUGGUUACACGCAUUUUUCCAAAUACCUUUAUUUAUGCAGAUUUGGAACAACUUGAGGGUGAGUAAACGUUGACAGAAUUUUUCAUUUUUGGAUGAACUGUCCCUUUAAAGAUUUGCCAUGUUUCAAAGUUUACCUGUUCCUUAAAGAUCUGCAAUAUAGAUCUAUAUUUAUCUCUGUACUAGCAAGUAUGAAACACUUUUAUAAUAAACAAUGCUGCUUUGAUGUCUUUUAUUGUAUAGAAAAGCUCUAAUCUUGUUCCCCACAAAAGAAAUAAAACCACACAGUCUGUAACUUCAUGAAAAUGAGUAAAUGAAAAAAUGUAUAUAUAACUGCACCAUAUCACCAUAUACUGUACAACUACUAAGUUAAUUUUUUUUUCUGUUACUGUCCGAUAUUUCUAUUCGUAGACAGUAAAAUUGUCUGUUUCUUCUUGCUCAGACAUAAUUCCUCUCAUCUUGUUCUUAACUGCAAUUUUGCUGUAAUCUGUUCAUUUUGUAAUUGCUUUCGACUGUAAUGUAAAGUGCCUCAGAGCAAUGGAAUAAAAUAACA